AUGAUCUUCUGAAUACCAAUGAAUAAGGUUUCCAUGAACUGGUUGAAAACCCAGUGUACUUCCAUCAUGAAAACGAAACAAGCCCAUGCUUAUCUCCUUCGAAAUCAACUCUUUCAAGAAAACUUUGCUUCAAGCAAACUAAUUUCUUUCCUUGCUCUUUCUCAAUCUGGAAAUCUUAGUUAUGCUCAGAAAAUCUUCAAUCAAAUUGAAAACCCAGAUAUGUUUAUUUGGAAUACAAUGAUUAGAGGGUAUUCUAGAAGCCCUUACCCAUUUGAAUCAAUUUCUCUCUACAGUUUGAUGAUUCAAUCUUGCGUCGUUCCUGAUAAUUUCACUUACACAUUUACAUUAACUGCUUGUGCUCAGUUGAAAGAAGCCGAAUUUGGUAAAAGAUUGCACUGUGAAAUAAUAAAGAAUGGAUUUCAGUUAGAUGUGUAUGUACUUAAUUCUUUGAUUCAAAUGUAUGCCAACUCUGGUUCUUUUGAAAGUGCUCGUAUGUUGUUUGAUGAAAAUUCUGUUAGAGAUGUUGUUACAUGGAAUGUUAUAAUUGGAGCUCAUAUUAGUGGUAAAUUUUAUAAAGAAGCUUUUGAUUUAUUCAAGAAAAUGAGAGAAACUAAAAGUAUAGAACCUGAUGAAGUUACCGUUCUUAAUAUGGUCUUGGCAUGUGCGCACACAGGUAAUUUAGAACAAGGCGGUAUUCUGCAUUCUUACUCACAAGAAAAGGGGUUUGAAAAGAAUAUUCAUCUGUGUAAUGCUAUUAUAGACAUGUACUGUAAAUGUGGAGAUUUGGGUUCUGCUCAGAUACUCUUCGGAAGCAUGAUUGAACGUGAUAUUCUCACAUGGACUUCGAUGAUUUCGGGUUUGGUUAGUGCAGGUUAUUAUAGAGAGUCUUUGGUUUUGUUUGGGCAAAUGCAGUUAGAGAAUAUUAAUCCUGAUGGAAUUAUACUUGUUAGUGUUCUUUCAGCUUGUGCUCACAUUGGUGCUUUAGAUCAAGGUAAAUAUAUACAUCUUUUAAUACUCAGACACAAAGUAAAGUAGAUAUUGUGUUGGAAACUUCUCUUGUUGAUAUGUAAUGUAAGUGUGGUAGCGUGGACUUAGCACUACAAGUUUUCCGUAAGAUCAAAACAAAGAAUGCAUUUACAUGGAACACAAUUAUUGGAGGGUUAGCCAUGAAUGGUCGUGGUCUAGAAGCACUGACUUGUUUCGAGGAGAUGAAGAGAGAGGAAGUGAUUCCGGAUGAUGUGACAUUCAUAGGAUUGUUAUCUGCUUGUGGGCACACAGGAUUGAUUGGUAAGGGUCUCGAAAUUUAGAUUAAUGAAAGAAGUUUAUGAUAUUCAGCCGAGGAUGGAACACUACGGAUGUAUGGUUAAUUUACUAUGCAGAGCUAAAUUGGUGGAAGAUGCGUUGGACUUUAUUAAGAAUAUGCCCAUAAAACCUAAUGAGGUUGUGUGGGCAACUCUUCUUCUUGGGGUGAACAGGGUUGGAACCGGAGGGCAUUUUGAGUUAGCGGAGAAGGUAGGAAAACGGGUAAUUGAUAUGGAACCUGAUUCUUGUGGGCGUUACGUUUCGCUGUCUAAUGUUUAUGCAGGGGCUAAUCAAUGGGAUGUUGCUUUGAAGAUAAGAAAAGAUAUGAAAGCGAGAGGAAUCGAUAAAAUACCAGGUUACAGUUGGAUUGAAGUGAAUGGUUUGACACAUCAAUUUGUUGCAGGUGAUAAAUCGCAUCCUCGAACAAAAGCAAUUUAUAUGAUGAUGGAAGAAAUGCGACGGAGAAUUAGGUUGGCUGGUGGCUAUCUAUCAGGAACAGGUGAUGUGUUGUUUGAUAUAGAGGAAGAAGAGAAAGAAAGUUCUUUAAAUUUUCAUAGUGAGAAGUUGGCUAUAGCUUUAGGUUUGAUUAGUACUUCCCCAGGUUCUCCAAUUCGCAUAGUGAAGAAUCUUCGUGUUUGCAACGAUUGUCAUUCUUUUAUUAAAAUUAUAUCGAAGAUUUUUGGUCGGCAGAUAAUUGCGAAGGAUCGAAGCCGAUUUCAUCAUUUUAAUUGCGAGGGUUCUUGUUCAUGUAUGGACUUUUGGUGAAAUUCAUAAAAAGUCAAACUAAAAGAUCUUAAGAGAGUUGUUUCCUCAACCUAUUACUUUGAAUGAGUCGAAUAGUUUCUUGUUCAAUUUUACUUUUACUUUCCCUUUCUGCGGCCUACUUUCUUGCAUAAACAAGCUUAGUAAUCAAGGUUAUGGGGAACUUAACAGCUUCUGCUCUGCCUAAACUCGUCUGUUCAAGGGGUCCCUAGAGAUCUUAUACUCCACUUAAAAACAAUAUCGGGUGUUGUUUCGUACAUCUGAUUCCACUUGUACGAGACAAAGGGUUUAAAAAGGAUAUCUGCGAAAUCAGUAAGCUUUCUUAUCUCUUAUCUCGAUCUCUUGAUAAAAAAUAAAUUUUAGAUCUGGUUGAUUCAAUUGAUGUUGAUAUUGUGCGAUACUGAUUCAAUUUGAGGUUUCUGUAUGGGGUUUCUUUUGGUGCAAUUGAGGUUAACCACGGACUGGAAUCAAUCUAAAGAUUUAGAUGUCCGAACAUUUAAGCUGCAGAUGUGCAUCUAUAUGACCGUGAAACUUGUUUUCUACCUCCUAUAGACUAUAGUGUAUAUCUUAGUCUUUGAAAGCUCUUACUACUUACUAGCUUCUUCCGAAUCCAUUCCUCGUUUAAGAGCUUUUUGUAUCCUGCAAAGGAGACGUGAAAGCUGCAAUUAAUCCUGCCAUAUGUUACGAGUGGUUUGAAUCUUGCUGGAAAAAGUUAGGGCUUAAGAAAAAAGAAAAAAUUAAGCUGGAAGUCACUCCUUAACUAGGUAGACUACUUUUUCACCCGUACGAUGCACGGGUCUGUUUCUCGUUUAUGAAAUACAAGAUCCAUGUUAGGAGAUUUCUUCUUUUAGGUCUUCCUUCAAGGCUAUUGCAGAUAUUGCAGCUCAUAAUUUAGACUAAUCAUACAAAAAAAAAAAAA
Papaver somniferum (opium poppy) is the source of this 2983-nucleotide messenger RNA. RefSeq names its product pentatricopeptide repeat-containing protein At1g08070, chloroplastic-like. Lineage: Eukaryota; Viridiplantae; Streptophyta; Magnoliopsida; Ranunculales; Papaveraceae. Gene Ontology annotation, molecular function: RNA binding; protein binding. The coding region runs from base 19 to 1035 and encodes 338 amino acids. Gene Ontology annotation, cellular component: intracellular membrane-bounded organelle. Gene Ontology annotation, biological process: RNA modification. The transcript has 2 exons. The record is from RefSeq and is a predicted model, not a curated record.